Panicum hallii is the source of this 1841-nucleotide messenger RNA. Its product is annotated as E3 ubiquitin-protein ligase RFWD3-like. Gene Ontology annotation, biological process: interstrand cross-link repair; protein ubiquitination. The transcript is spliced from 13 exons. Gene Ontology annotation, cellular component: nucleus. The record is from RefSeq and is a predicted model, not a curated record. Lineage: Eukaryota; Viridiplantae; Streptophyta; Magnoliopsida; Poales; Poaceae. The coding region runs from base 133 to 1614 and encodes 493 amino acids. Gene Ontology annotation, molecular function: ubiquitin protein ligase activity; protein binding.
GAGGAGGAGAGCGAGGGUCCAAGGAGGCGUGGCGGUGGCGGUGGGGAAGCUAGGGUUUCGGCGACGGAGGGUAAGGCAGUGGCGAGCGGAGGCGAGGCGGAGGGGCCGAACCUUCCCAGCUGCCCCAUUUGUAUGCUCGCGUGGACCGCCGACGGCGCGCAUCGCGUGAGUUGCAUUCCCUGUGGGCAUGUCUAUGGCCGAUACUGCCUAGAGAGGUGGUUGCUACAGUGCGGCAAGAAAAAAGCACCGUGUCCUCAAUGUGGCAAGAGAUAUAAAGAAAACAACAUUAUCAACCUCUAUGUACCAGAGAUUGCUGUUCCCAAUAAUGAUCUUGAAACGCAAGUAUUGAUGUUGAGAGAGAAAAAUGAAUCUCUUGAGAAGCAACAAGCAAAGUUACUUGAGGAGAUAAAAGAGCAUAAGGUACUUGCACAAAAAAGGCAGAUUAUGUUGCACCAAAAUGUAAUAUACGAAUCAACCUCGAAGAAACAGAAAAUGACAGAGCUGACAUCAGAUGGAACGCCAGAUGCAGAGCCAAUUGCCUCACUUACAGAGGACAUUGACCAUAGAAAUCUGUGCAGUUUCGUUCUCCAGAAUGAGUUUUUGGUUGACGGAGCUCGGGUCAUGGGCAUAGAUGCAUCAAGUCAGGUUAUACUCACUUCUGGAAGGGGACCUGGAGUUGGUGCUGAACACAUCCUGACAAAGAUCAGCAUGUUUGCUAGACAGGGAAUGCAGAAAAUCGACCUCCCUCCUGAUACUAAAGCUAUUAGGGACAUCUGUAUACUGCCUAGGGGGCAUGCUGUUUUUGCAUCACUAGGCAGGAAGUUGUCUCUUUUCAGCAUGGCAACCAACAAUGUUGUCCUUCAAUACAAUCUACCGGCUCCUGGUUGGUCCUGUUCAGGGGAUCAUACUAGUUCGACUCAUCUUUAUACUGGGUUACAGAAUGGGAUGCUAUUGGUCUUUGAUAUUCGUCAAACUUCAGCACCUUUGCAUUGUAUGAUGGGUUUAUCCACACACCCAGUCCAUACAAUCCGCUCUGCUGUAGAUGGCAGUGGUUCCAGAAAGGUUUUCUCUGCUUCUUCUAUAGGACCCUGCAUUUGGGAUGUUGAUGGUGGUGAAGACAGGCCAAAUUUGCUAAGUGGGAUGGAAAACCAAGGGGUCUGCAUUUCUCUUGCAUGCGCCCCUCCAUCAAGUGAUCUCCUGGUGGCUUCCUACCGCCCGAAAGUUGAGCUGCCAGAUGAUAGCGCCACACCCCAAGCGAUUACACCACAAUCACCAGCACCCACUGGUUCAGGAAAGCUAGGGCACCAUACACUCCUAAGGAGGGCCACCACAACAUCCUUUGCCAAGGACCAAACCUGCAGCGGUAAUGUAAGUGACUUGCGAAUGUCAAAGUCUGCAAUCAUACCAUGUGGAGGCAAUCAGCAUCUCUUUGCUUAUGGUGAUGAGUCGCUGUACGGAGUCCGGACAUGGCGGCUGCCUUCGUUUCAGACAUACACUGAUCUCAGGCCCCACAGACAACCGAUCCUUGAUCUAAGGUUUGCUGAAAGUUCAACUGGGGAGAGGUACCUUGGGUGCUUAAGUGCUGAGAAGCUGCAGGUUUUCACAGUUAGGUAGCACAACAGAGAAAACCGAUUGACUUCAUUCUUUAGCUUUGUUUUGCGGUAGCUUUGCAUGCUAACAAAUAAACAUUGGCGAUUCACUAACCCUUUGUUGUACAAGUACAGACCACUAUUGCUCUGUACAGUUUUUGCUAAAUGGUGUGUAAAACCAAGAUGUGCAAUUUUGUAAGAGGCUCCAAUAUAUCACUGUCAAGGGCAGGGAUUCCAUGUUCUGGAGUUUUA